Molecule: messenger RNA, 3729 nt
Organism: Cydia pomonella (codling moth)
Lineage: Eukaryota; Metazoa; Arthropoda; Insecta; Lepidoptera; Tortricidae
Product: NECAP-like protein CG9132
Exons: 5
Coding region: 147-848 (233 amino acids)
Biological process (GO): endocytosis
Cellular component (GO): membrane; clathrin vesicle coat
Source: RefSeq, a predicted model, not a curated record
UCAGUUCGUCAGUACUUGCUUUUCCAAAUAUCCAAAAUAAAUUCGUAUCGAAUGAAACAAAUCUUUGUUUAUUGUAUAGAAGGUUGAUUUAUUCUAUCAAUCGUCUCUUAAAAUGGAUACAUACGAGAGUGUGAUACUCGUAAAAAAUGAAGUCUUUGUUUUUAAAAUACCCCCUAAAACUACAAACAGAGGAUAUAGAUAAAAAGUGGGUGUUUUUUAGGGCAGCAGAUUGGAACCUGCAAGAGCCACAAUGGACUGGUCGCAUGAGGCUGGUUUCGAAAGGGGAGGAAUUGGUAAUGAAGCUAGAAGAUAAAACAUCUGGCCAGCUUUUUGCUAAAUGCCCUAUCGAUAAAUAUCCGGGGGUGGCUCUCGAAUCUGUGACGGACAGCUCACGUUACUUUGUUGUAAAGAUUCAGGAUGAUAAUGGUCGCAGUGCUUACAUUGGACUGGGAUUUGGUGACAGGUCUGACUCUUUUGACCUUAAUGUGGCCCUUCAAGACCAUUUUAAAUGGCUAAGAAAAGAACAGGAAGGCCCUGCUGCCCCUGCACAGCAACUAGACCUUGGUUUCAAGGAUGGAGAGACAAUUAAGAUCAACAUGAAAAUUACUAAAAAAGACGGUUCAGACACGAAGCCCCGCCGCGGCGUGGGUGCCGCUGCGGGCGGUGGGCUGCUGCCGCCGCCGCCGGGAGGCUCGCGCCUGCCGCCGCCGCCGUCGCCGCAGCACGCGGCCUCGCCCGCCGUGCCUGCCGCUCCCGCGACCUCGGAGUGGGGCGAUUACAACUCUGCUAGUGCUCCAAGCCAACAGGCGACGACUCCAGCCAGUCAGCAGAACUGGGUUCAAUUUUGAAUUUGUACAUAGAGUAUUUUAUUGUGAUUUGAUGUCUGUAAGUGUAGAGUGAAUGUGUUCUGCACAAUACUUAUUAAUAUACUUAAUAGUGUAGAAUUCAUAUCAACCUGCCUGUAGGCUCAAACCAUCAUAUUUUGUUGCAUUAAUAGCCAGAAGAACUUAAGGAAGAUGUUAGAUGACAGAUCACAAUAAUAUAUUGCAAUAAUUAUAGAAAUACCGGUAGUAACGUAUGAUUUUUCUGUAUAUGUUGUAACUCUACCACAGAUGAAGGAUGUAUGUUACGUUGUUCACUUUAUGGGUGACAUUCCACGGGUAAAGGUACCUUAUGGUGGUUGACGCGCUAUUAUUUCUUCUUUUCGGUCGUAUACUGACCAUUGACGACCGGUUUGGCCUAGUCGGUAGUGACCCUGCCUACGAAGCUGAUGGUCCCGGGAUCAAAUCCUGGUAAGGGCAUUUCUGCCGUGUGCAGUUGUUGCUUGUGCUUCUUAAAGGACGCCCAGCAUUCCGCACCGCAGGCAUGGCGGGUCUCACGGCUGUUUUUCUUUCUUUCGAAUGCUUUUUCGAGAUCUAUAAAAGCGCAAUAGAGGUUUUUUUUAUUUAUUCGACAUUUCUCCGUUAAAAUGCGCAUUGUUUGGAUGGCUUCUGACGUUGACCUGCCAGGUGUAAAGCCGAAUUGAUUUUUUGUCGUGUGAGUCAAGGUUAGAGUAUGUGACGUUAACUUGAUUCGGAGUCUGAGACCAAUGACCCCAAGUAUAUGUAUGAUGGCAUAAUUUAACCGUUUCCAAUCGCUUUUGGUUUAGGUAUUCACGUUGUUACGGUUCACGACCAUCAUCUUGGUUUUCAGUCGGUUGAUGCUCGAUUAUUAUUAACAAUGCUCCAACACAAAUGCGGUGCUACGCGACAUACCAUUAUUAGGUACUUUUAACCGUGGAAUGUCACAUAUUGUUUUAUUUAUGUAAGUAUUAAAUAUUAAUUUGUUAUUAAUAGCUCCUAAUCGCAUCUAAACUAGGUUUUUACCGAAUUAACUUUUAUUUCUAUUUUGAAAGUGAGUUGAAACAGCAAAGUUGAAACAAAUACAACAGUACUUCGGCAGUGAGCGUCUUAUAUGGCCCGCUCUAUAAUCCGGCAGUUUACACAGCCGAACGCCGGAUUACAGAGGUAGUGCCACGUUUUUGUUUUCGUGCUUUUAUUUCCCAUCCGGUAGUUCCAACAAUCCGACAAAGGGGGAAAAUAUCGGGUGCCGGAUUUCCGAGCGCUUACUGUAGUAAUGAAGAAUAUUCUAUCCUUGAUAACAAAAGGACUUAAAAAGCGUUGCCUCUUUUUUCGGCUUAAAAUAUAGACAUUGUAAUUUAACAAAAAAUUUAGUUGUAUUUGAGUGCCCAUUACCUUAUUAAAAAAAAACUUAAGUUAUAUUACUGUUUUACUGUAAGCACUAUUCUAUCUUGCUUUUGGCACUCAUACUAUUUUAAUAAUUUAUCUAAUAGUGUAUUCUGUAUUAUUAUUCGCUUUUGUGAUUAAGUUUCAUUCCAUUAAUAAUUGUAAGUAAAAUCAUAAUACCUAUUUCAUUACGUAUAUAAGCAGCUUCUUGUUAGAUUAGUCGACGACGCCUGACGCUUAUAAUUAUAAAUUUCUAAAAAACAGCUUAAUAGGUUUUAGUUAUAUUUUCAACAGGCGGUCAUGAUUAUGUAUACAAAACAUGGUAUUUAAUAUCCAAGUGUUCAUGUAUAAAAGUGUUCAUGUGUUUUUUAACUAGAUGGCAGUACUUAGCCGUGAGGUCCAAUAGCACCGAAAAGUUCUAAUAGCGAAUUUACAACAACUCUAAAUAGUUCUUGCAUUAAACGAGCGAUUGGCUCGGAUUAAGUCUAUAAAAUCGGCUAGUUCUUGAAAUAAGGAUUUACUUACCGCUUGUAUCAUUUCUCGUCGCUAUCUUGGCGAGCGUCACAUACUCUUAUAUAUUUUAUACAAAUAAUGUAUUAUUAUAUAUGUUAUAACUUUAUCGGAACUCUAAAGAGUAAGGGUUACAAUUUCUGUCUACAUAAUAGAAUUAGGCCACACACUGCAAGUAUUAUUUAUACAUUAUAAUUUCAUAGAAGUUUAACGUUUAAAAUAACACUUGCACAGUCUGGGCUAUCAAAAUCGUUGCAGACUUAUUUUGGUCUAACUCUAGUACACUUUCAACCGUUCCCUUGCUCAUCUAAUAUGUACGCUGAAAACACUAUGCAAACACGAAGUCAAUAAGACCACUAAUGGUUUGUGAACAAGCACCAACACAACGAAGGACAUCUAAUGUACGAGUUGGCCCUGUUAUUGUUUUACAAAUACCGACCUUGCUUUGCAUGAAACAAGGUUAAUUUUACUUGAGACAAUAUUUGUUAUUAAGAAUCUUUAAAAAAACAUUAAUUUUUAAUCAAUAUUUCUUGUUGUGCGACCUUUGUCUAAAUGUCUUGAAGUCAAAAGCAAUCGCAUUAUUAGCAAUAAUAAGUUACAAUAAUUAUAUUUCAGUAUAUUUGCUAACAUCACGAGACCCGACAACGAUAUAUAUUGUAGGCGUAAUGUCGACUUAAUAAUUAACCUAUAGAAUAGGUAGAUACAUUUAAAGAUUGAAUAUUUUUAUCUUGGAAAUAGUUAUAGUAGACUAUUUUGGCUCUACUUUGUUAUCGUAUGUUGUUAAAAUUGCAUGUUGUAGGUGGUUUCAGUGUAAAUAGGUACAAUUAUAAUAUACAGAAAUAAACAGAGGUACCUAUUUUAAAAUUCUAUACAUAUACUGUAUUAUAUGCGUACAGAUUAGAUGCAAUGCAAUAAUCACAUUAUUUUCGCUAUAUGUAUGGUAAUAGAUCUGUAUUCAGAUAUGUACAAAUAUAAUAAACGAGAAUUACCACGA